GAUAAAAGUAAUAUACAGUCAUAAAAACACAUCUUACAAACGGUUACAAUGCCAUUGUUGUGUUUCAUUACAUGGAUAAACCUAUAUUGAUCUACUCUAUAAAAUAAUAGUUGUACCACGCGCCAGACUUUUAAUCCGGCCAAGGAUACAACACUAACCCUAAUAAUAAUUAGAUCUACUAUGAUUGAAUAUUCUUAGACGAUUCCUGCCAAACCGACGAACUCCUUCAAUGAAGCCGUCGCUGCCAUAUCUGCAUACAUCACCGACGAAACCGUCUCCAUACUAACAAACAUUAACAAGGAUGCUACUGCCAUACCUGCAAACAUCGAUAAAGAUAUUACCGGCAUAUUGUAAAUUAUAAUCUACAAGCUGUUAAAACUAAAUUAAAACACAACAAGAAUGCUAAAGAAUAUGAAUAGAAUUAUUUCCCCAUCCUUCCAUGGUGGAAAGAUGGGGGAAAGUUAAUUUUGUUUUGUAGGGUUUGAGGGAGAGGAAGGCGGCCAGAGAGAGAGAGAGAGAGAGAGAGAGAGAGAGAGAGAGAGAGGGUUUUCGAUGUUUGAUUUUUAAGGAUUGCAUUUGACUCCAUCAGAAUCCAGAGACAUGGAGUAAAGCUGUUUGACAUAUACCCUUUAAACUUUGAUAGUUUAUUCUUGUACUACUCUUAAUUCAAAUAAUACUCUCUCUGUCUCGAAAUGAUUAUUCAAUUUAAAUAUUUUUUGUACAAUUUAAAUUAAAAUUAAAAAUUCAAACUGUACAAUAAUUUCGAGAAAGAAGGAGGACAUGUACAUUUGAUCCCUCAAAUUUCAAAAAUUGAAAAUUAUUAUUUUCGACAGUCCAUGGGGGCAUCUCAAGAAAAAAAUUCAGAAAAAAAAAUGCUACCAAUAUAAUCACUAUAAUUUGAAUUAUGUUCUGAAAUCCAGACAAAUCUGCAUUGGGAAUGAAAAGACUACUGACAAGGAGUUGAUGAUGACAACAAUAAGGUUUGGAGUUUGGACAAAAACAUGUGAGAGAGCUGCUACUCAAAAUAAAAUGAAUAACUCCUCCUUUGAAUCUUGAGAAACUGAAAAACUUUCCCACCCCCUUAAAUUCAUUCAAAUAAAACGCUUCCCUUUCUCCCUUUUCUUCAGUAGCUUCCUCUCACUUCUCAGCUUGGGAGGUUUUGCUCAAAAAUGGGCAUGGCAAAUCUUCUACUUUUUUGCUCUUUACUGGCAACAACAUAUGUUCUCAAGGAGCGGUUUUCUGUGGAAGGCAAAUAUGAAAAACUUGGGUCAACAUUGUCAUCAGAAUCAAAAAGCUGCGAUCUUUACAAAGGGAGUUGGGUUUCUGAUGAUUCUCUAAUACCUUACUAUGAUGCAUUGAGCUGCCCUUUUAUCGAUCCUGGGUUGAACUGCCAGAAGAAUGGCAGGCCUGAUAACUUGUAUUUGAAAUACAGAUGGAAUCCAGUUCAGUGUCAGCUCUCCAGGUAAGGAAUUUCUGUUCAAUAUCAUUACAGCCCAAAUCCCUUUUCUUUUUCUUUUUUUUUUGCAAAUUGAUGUUUGAUGUUCUUGUCCUUUCCCUUGGAGCAUUAUCAAUUUAUCACCAUCAGUGUGGGGUAUAAGUCAGAACCUCAAAAUGACUGAUUGUGUUUUAUGUAUCCAAUUUCAUAUGAAAAGAAAGUAGUCUGAUUCAAUACUGAGUUUCUGAACUGAGUGAUGUGGCCUGCUGGUUGUUGAUGAUGGAUGACAGGUUUGAUGGGCAAAAAAUUCUGCAGAAGUUAAGUGGUAAGAAAAUAAUGUUUGUCGGGGAUUCACUGAGCAAUAACCAGUGGCAAUCACUAGCCUGCAUACUUCAUUUUGCUGUCCCAAAUGCCAAUUAUACCUUGGUCGCUAGAGGCCCAAUCGUGACUCUUUCUUUUCCGGAAUAUGGGGUGUCGGUGAUGUUCUUAAAGAAUGGAUUUUUGGUGGAUGUGGUGUCUGAGAAAGUAGGUCGAGUUUUGAAGCUUGAUACCCUCACAAGAACUCAACACUGGAAAGGGAUCGACGUUCUUAUCUUCGACACUUAUCACUGGUGGAUGCAUACCGGAAGCCAUAAAACGUGGGACUACUUUCAAAUUGGUGACAAGUUGAUCAAGGAUAUGGAUUCCAUGGAUGCAUACAAGACGGCAUUGACUACAUGGGCCAAUUGGGUCGACUCCAACAUUGAUCCUGCCAAAACUAGAGUCUUCUUCCAAGGGAUCUCUGCCGUUCAUGUUCAGGGGAAUGGAUGGGGUGAACCAUCGGUGCCAAACUGCUUUGGACAAACCAAGCCGAUUAAAGGAGCAGAAUUUCCAGGGCAACAUUAUCCAGGAGAAGCAGUGAUCAAGGACGUUCUCAAUAGUAUGAAACUGCCUGUUAACUUACUAGAUAUCACGCUGCUUACUCAAUUAAGAAAGGAUGGACAUCCAUCCAACUACACAAAAGGAGGUCAAGAUUGUAGUCAUUGGUGUCUACCUGGAGUUCCAGAUACCUGGAAUGAAAUUCUGUACACUAUCCUUAUUGAUUAAUGAAAUGGACCCUUCUUUUUGAAGGGAUGGCAGAAUAAUCGGUAGAGCUCAGUAGAAUUUACUGCUCGAUAAAUUCUAGAAAUACAUUGAUCUAACAUGGCAUUGAUUCGUUGCUACAACUUCUAUACGUUCUUGCUACUCAACAAUUAAUCAUCAAAUGUGAUUCUCAUAUCACUUGUCUUGCAUACAUAUUCGGCAUUAGUGAAGCUACACAACAACCUCCGGAUACUAUUGAAUGCACAAAAUGGAACAAGGAAAGUUAUUAAGGGAAAUUCGCAAAGGACCUAAUGUCCCAAUGCCAUCAUAGAAACUAAACACUUAACUGAACAGACAGGCCAAUACUGGAUACAAAGAAAAACAGUAUGAAUAGCAGAAGAUGAACUUAUCAUUGUUUCCAAAUGCAACUUGACAGUAUAAUCUACACCUUUUGUAUCCUUUUGUCUGUUAAGGGCAACUCGAUGGGCUUUUGUGCUUCAUGGGGAUGGGUUGGACCUUUGUAUACCUUCAGAUGGUUGAAUAAUGCCCUGCCCAACUGCGUAAACAAUGCAGAAAAUCACAUGACGCAAAUAUAAAUAUGAGCCUUACACAAGAAAUAGACUCCUAAUAAUAGCAUCCACAUCAGAUCAGAACUCAACAAACAAAAGACGCAAAUUCUAUUUGCAGCACAAUUGUACUUGUACAGACAUAAAUUUUUUACUCUCCCUAUCCACUGGCAUGCUGAGUUGUUGUAGUUAUAAAUCCAAUUGAUAUCUAACAAAUGUUUAAUCACACUAAUUGAAGCUAAUGUUGCUCCAUAAUACUCAAAAAGGCCACCAGUUUCACUGAUCUUCAAUGAGGUACGGCUCCAUAGUUCAGUGUUUUGAAUAAUAUGAGUUAGAACUUAGCAAAGAGGUAUCCAGGUGUGCAUGGAAACCUUUUUGGCUUAGCUAUUUCAUUGUUUAACAACAUCUAGCAAUUCGAGUUGUAGUCUCAUACUCAGAUGAACAAGUUUAUAUACAAUGGAGGAAACUUACCCGUCCUUUUGGAAGCAUUCCAC
Messenger RNA from Oldenlandia corymbosa var. corymbosa, 3557 nucleotides. The record is from the annotation of a GenBank genome assembly. Lineage: Eukaryota; Viridiplantae; Streptophyta; Magnoliopsida; Gentianales; Rubiaceae.